Molecule: messenger RNA, 6127 nt
Organism: Diachasmimorpha longicaudata
Lineage: Eukaryota; Metazoa; Arthropoda; Insecta; Hymenoptera; Braconidae
Gene: NLG-4
Product: neuroligin-4, Y-linked-like
Exons: 13
Coding region: 1200-3935 (911 amino acids)
Biological process (GO): postsynaptic membrane assembly; modulation of chemical synaptic transmission; presynaptic membrane assembly
Cellular component (GO): cell surface; plasma membrane; postsynaptic membrane
Molecular function (GO): signaling receptor activity; neurexin family protein binding
Source: RefSeq, a predicted model, not a curated record
UCCCGCACUGUAGUCGACCUCGAGAGCUUCGUUGGCUCGGGACGGUUAUCAGGUCGGUUUAACCAAGGUGUGAGUUAUGUUGCUGCAUCGCUCAGCACCGGUUACGUGUUGUUGUAUAUCCGGUGACGCGUGAAAGCCCCGGCGACUCCUCGACGAUGCGUUUGUGAAGGAUAAUCCCAUGGAAUUACUCAGAAACAAUUUUUUUUAAUUUAAUCCCACAUGAAAUAAAAUUGUGUCAGCGUGUAUUUCCGAAAUUUGUAAUUUUUCCAAAAUUACGGGUGAAGGAUAAUUGAGUGUCACUGUCAACCGAGUGCUAGGAGAGGCACUUGAUUUAUUGGUUAAUUGUAAAAAUCCUGAAAUGGAGAGAAAUCCGGAGAUGAUUACUAUGCUCCUUGACAUGUGAACAAAACACGCCCCGGGAUUUGAGCUCUUCAUCGUAAUCUCAUUGUGAAAUAAAUCCCUUCUCUAAAGUUGGGGGAGUGAAAUUGAAUACAACGGAAGAAAUUCAUUGAUAAAUAUUGAAAAGCAUGACAGAGCCUCUUCAUAUCGGCUUUCCUGUUGCCUCAAGCCCACCGUGAUUGAUUGUUUUUCAUGAGUGCAAUUCAGAUAUUCGGUUUUUAUCAAGUGAAUAACGAUACAGUGGUGAAUUGUUAUUUCAAUGUGAAUGUGCAUAUUAUCCUAUUGGAACGUAUUCUCGGUGAUUAAUCGAAGUCAUUGAUGAUCGAUUAUCUCGGAUGCCUCAAUCACCGACAGCCACGCGUAUUGAAAUAAAGCGGCGAAUUGAGAGUUACGAAUCAAUUCAUUUGAUACUAAAAGCCCCCCCAAUCGCAUUUUUUUCAUUACCUUUUUUUGCUUUUUCCUUCGAGUUUGUUCGCUGUUUUUUUUUUUGCAUCGAGAGAUAGAUGAGCUCGGGGAGGUAACCGUUGCGGAGUAAUUAGCGUCCCUAUCCUUUUUACGUCCCACUUUGAGAUAUAUUCCAAACGCGUUCGAGUGCAAUGAGAAGUAAUUAAAACGAUGAAAUUAACUUUGGACUUGUACAGAAUGAUUUGGACGGAAAGAUGUAAGUACAUUAAUGACUUACCACUGGGCUUACGUAACAAAUGAGUGAAGAAAGAGUAGUUGACCCCCGUUGGGUAAUGAGUCUUGAGAAGUCUCUUAAUAGGUUGGUGAAGGGUGAUAUUGAAAAUUAGGUGACAAAGAUGGAACUUUUUAUAAUUCUCGUUUGUCUGAUUGGACCGUCUGCUGUAAUAUCAUUAUCAGUUCAUGUUGAAUCGAAUCCCCGAGUUGUACAAAUGAGAAACGGUAGAAUUCAGGGAUUGAAGCAGUCCUUUGAGAUUAAAGGAUUGAAACCAGUGGACGUCUUCCUGGGAAUACCCUACGCUACUCCUCCCAUUGGUGGUGAUAGAUUCUCACCAACCAAGGCCCCCAGUCCGUGGAAAGGAAUAAGGAAGGCGGACAAGAUUGGUCCAGUUUGUCCUCAAAAGUUACCGAACAUUACCGACGAAACGAAGGCCCUCGAGCGUAUGCCUAAGGGGCGGCUCGAGUAUCUCAAAAAACUACUUCCACAUCUCAGCAAUCAGAGCGAGGACUGUCUGUACUUGAACAUCUAUGCUCCAGCAAUGGGUCCCUCAGACAGUGGUAGAAGACAUCCGGUUCUUCUGUACAUACACGGUGAGAGUUAUGAUUGGGGCUCGGGAAAUCCAUACGACGGCUCGGUCCUGGCGAGCUACACGGAUCAAGUUGUUGUUACAAUGAACUAUCGGCUCGGGGUUCUUGGCUUCCUGAAUGCCAAUAUCUCACCACAAACUAAAGCCAGAGUUGCCAAUUAUGGACUGAUGGAUCAACUCGCCGCGCUCCACUGGGUUCAGGAGAAUAUUGUGCAAUUUGGGGGUGAUCCUGGUAAUGUAACACUGAUGGGCCAUGGAACUGGGGCCGCCUGCGUUAACUUUCUCGCUAUUAGUCCCACCGUCAUUCCAGGACUAUUCAAGCGUGCAAUCUUGCUAUCUGGCAGUGCCCUAUCCUCCUGGGCAGUUGUCGACGAUCCCGUCACCUACGCAGUACGUCUGGCCAAAGCUGUAAACUGUACAGUACCUACUGACCUACUCAAGGAGCACGAAUUAAUCGUCGACUGUCUGCGCGAUACAAGACUCGAUCGUCUCAUGUCAGCUGACGUUGAGCCUCCAUCCUUCCUAAGUGCAUUUGGACCGAGUGUCGAUGGAGUUGUCAUAAAGCCGGACUUCCACAAGGAUCUCCUGUCAUAUCUCGGACCCGAGUUUCAAGGAUACGGACAAAUGCCAAAGAGAAAUGAUCCUGGCACGCCAAUAACCAGCAACAACAAAUACGAUUUGUUAUUCGGUGUGACCACGAGUGAAGCACUUUGGAGAUUUGCUGAGCACGAUGUGCAAUCUGGUUUUGAGGGCGAGAGACGCGACAGAAUAAUAAGAACCUACGUUAGAAACGCCUACACGUACCACUUGACCGAAAUUUUUUACACGAUCGUUAAUGAAUAUACUGAAUGGGAAAGAACAACUCAACACCCAUCAAACACUCGAGACGGGUGCGUACAGGCACUGAGUGACGCUCAAUUCGUGGCACCACUUGUUCAAACUGGUGACCUCUUCACCCUUCGUCAUACGAGAAAACCAAACGACGCCCACAUCCCAUCGAUACCCGAUCACGAGAGAGAGCCAAUGCCGAAAACCUACUUUUACGUGUUUGACUUUCAGGCCAAGGAAAGCGAUUAUCCCGAGAAAAUGGGAAUAUCUCACGGUGAGGACUUGCCCUACAUCUUCGGUGCACCACUGGUGAACGGAUUCAAUCACUUCCGGAAGAACUACACGAAACCCGAAACGAUACUGUCCGAGAGCAUGAUGCAGGUCUUUGAAAAUUUUAUAAAAUCCGGUAAUCCCAAUGUUGCCGAGUACCACGGUAACAAAGCUGAUGGACAAAUGCCGAUGACCCGGGAAAAAAACAAAUUUCGCUCGAUAACUUGGGAGCAGUAUGACCCGGUGCAUCAAAAAUACCUCGAGAUAACGAAAAAACCCGCGGUGAAAAAUCACUUUCGUGCUCACCAGUUAUCGGUGUGGCUUCGGCUAAUACCAGAGUUGCAUCGCGCAGGAAUGGAGGAUGUUGAACCACGACACAAUCUCUUUCGUAGCCAUGGGGAUCCAAAUCUCUAUGAUGGCCUGGUACGGCCUGAUCCACUGAGUAGAAUAGGGGAGGAAUACAGAAGACGAAAUUUCACGACAGAACCGCCGACAACUACGGAUUACAGCAUAACCACCUGUGUCAGCGUAAUUCCCAGCACGAAUCCACAGAAUGUACAUAAUGCAAGCAGUCCGGAUACCCUGUCGGGUUUGGAUGUGGCUGGAUAUGCUGCCUACUCCACAGCUUUGAGUGUGACAAUAGCCAUUGGCUGUAGCCUCUUAAUCCUGAAUGUACUUAUAUUCGCUGGUGUUUAUUAUCAACGGGAUAAAACGAGACUGGAAGUUAAAAGUCUUCAGCAGCAGCAGAUGAUGAAUCAACAAUGCGGCCCAAGAGGUUUCACCGAGCUCAAGCAACCGCCCCCACCCCAUUCCCACUUCACCAGCGGUGGCCAAGUUAUCGUCGAUGUUGAGAAUGAAAUGCUCAGAAGGAAUGUUAUGAAAGCGAAUGAUCCGGGAAUUCUUCAGAGCCAGAGCACUCAUACACUGCCUCAUCAGCAUCACUAUCAGAAGCAACAGCACACACCACAUGCCACAUUGCCUAGAGCAUCUGUUAUUCAGGAUAUGGGAAUGCAAUCCCAGUGUCCACCAAAUGGUUCGAUUCACUUAACAGUGCCACGAGCACCACCACCACCGAGGACCAAAAGCCCACCUGAAAAUCAACCCUUGCUGCAAAGUGGAAAUAUUAUUAAUCGCGUUACACAAGGCAGUAUGACUGAAAUGAGAGUGUGAUGUAUGGAGUCCCCUCCGAGGCCAGUCGUACCCGAUGUACUAACAGCAUCGACAUUGCUUUAAAGUAAUCGCUAUUGUAAAUGUCAAAAUACAUGAGAAAUUCUCAGAUUAAAUAUUUGAGAUAAAUUUUUCGCUUGAUUCAUAAACAUUUUGACGUUUACAUUCGACAGGAGGAGGGGACUGAUGAUAACUGCCAAUUGAAGAAUCAUAAAAUUAUUUAAUGUUUAUUUUUUCACAUUCACUGAGUGAAUAGAAAUCAUACUUUUUAUUCUCUCGAGUAUCAGAGAAUUCUCCACAGAGAGAGUUCCCUCAUUUACCCUUAUUUAAAAGCAUUGUUAUUUUUUUAGUGAAAUAAAACGAAAAAAUACUAGACUGAAUAAAUCAUCCAACAAAGUGGGAUCGAAGUAACGAAAAUCGAAACAUUUUAACUGACUAAAUCAAACGAUAAUGACAAAUUAGCAACAACUUUUGUGAUCGAGAGGCGAUGAUUCGCUGCGAAAAACACAAUUUAAAAAAUCAAAAUAAAACUUUUCAAAUCAAAGAUGAAAAUCGCUGCAUUUUAAAUUUAAAAAAAUCGUAACUAUAAGUUAGGUAACAAAAUAAUAAAUGGACGAAUGAAAUAUGAGGGAAGAGAUAAUGAGAAUGUAUUUUAGGUGUUAUACGAUGUAACAUGGCUCAAAAAGAAGUAAUGAUGAAUCACAACCGGUGUAUAAAUAAUUUUAAUGAAUGAGAAUUAAACCUACAGUGUUAGAUGUUCCUUGUACAUAAUUGAGGAUAAGAAUGACUUUUUACAGUUGAAAAUUUACCAAAAGCGCCAGUAAAAGUUGCCACCCGCAAUUUCAUCGACGUGCGCGUUUUUAUAUUCCUUUUCCAUUAAUUAUUUUAAUUCCCAUUGACGAUUAAUUAACCACAGAAUGUAUUCCGUUCAGUUGGUAAUUUUUUUUUCUACGAUAUGAAAGAAAAUACUAGUGAACAAUGAAAAUAAUCGCUGGGGGGUAAGAAUGAAAAUUUUAUUUGUACUUACAAACAACUGGGAUCACUCGUACAGACAAUGAACAUUAGCUACUCGUUGUGUUUGGGGGAGGAGAGAGAAUAAACCCCUCCCCCUUUCACUUCAGUUACAAUCUGCAGAUGGCAAACAGUAUCUCUCCCUCUCUUUCUUGUUCAACACACCGACCUAUUUUAUUCUCCUGCGGUUAAUGACUAUUUAAGCUCAAGUUGUUUCAUUCCACUUCACCUCCCACUCUCCCCCUACACCCAACCCACCCCCCUGCGCCUUUUUUCUCUUCCAUCUUAGGGGAAUUGUCUUGUACUGGAGGAUGAACUUUGCCGCAACGAUUUGUCGUUUUUCGAGGGAAAAUGGGGGAAAUGUAGGAAAAAGAAAUUUCCGGUGGAGAAGGUGAAUGAGAGGAGAGAAAUUUUAACUGUGACCAGGAGAUCGAUGAAAGAAAAAUUAUUGUUCACUCAAAAUAUUGUCAGCUUAUUAUCACUUUGGACUGAAAAUGCAACAGCAAAUGACCAGUGAAAUUAAAUUCUAGUGUUGAUUCGUCAAAGUGUUAUUCAAUGAGAUUUAUUUGCCCGUUUUAUCACUCAUCAGUGCGGAUCAAUUCAUCAUUCUAUUUUAUCUGAGGACAACUGACAGCAUAAGUCAUCAUAGCCAUCAUGGCCAGUGAUUAUAGACUAAUUCAUUUCAAGAUAUGUUUCAAGACAUCAAGAGCCCCAAUCAAGGAAUGUUCGUGUGAUGAUCAAUCGAUGAUCGAAAUUGGAUUGAACUGUAUCACUGAAUUUUUUUAGCGACUGAAUUUUUAAUGAUGAAUUGACCAGUACCAUCACGAUGCAGUGUUGAAUAGGGCCGUUACGAUUCCGAACUUUUUAUGAUGAAUAGUAAAAUCGACGUCAAAAAGCACAACUCGAAUGUAUCUGUAAAUAAAAAAAAAACGGCGCCGACUGUACGUGAGAGAUGAUAACAAUGCGGAGCUCAAAAAAUAAAUGAGUUUAAAUGAGUAGAGUAAUAAUUCCACUGCCACAAACUUUAUUAUUAUUCAUAUUUGAAGUUGAAGUAUUGCACAGAAUAAUGAAGGAAUCGUACGGCUGUUGAUUGCAAUGAAAAAUUUUAACAAUUACGUAAAAGACUUAAGUAUGAAAUAUCUGUAGUUGUAAAUAAAAGUUGCGCGUUAUGAUACGAAUAAAAG